AUGGCCGGGCUCUGGAUCAACUCGGAGCUCGACUCCGACGCCCUAGAGCGUGUGGCGCCGAGGCCGGGCACGCUGCUGCAGGUGGGCGUGCUCGACGAAUGGGCCAGCCAGGGGUCCGAGCUCGUCUGCGUCGAGCGCGCCUGGCGGCCCACGGGCGGCGGAGUGCUGGUGGAAUUUCAGCAUAUCGCCGCGUCGGACGCGUACUUCGAGUGGUACGCCUCGGCGGUCGGCGAGGCGGGUGCUCGGGGGGCCGACACGCUGCUGCACAUCUGCGCCGUGCUUGCGCGGGAGUGCCGCGUUGUCGGACAGGACGGCUACACGCUCGAGCACGUCAACUUGUGGGGCAGCGACGGGACCAUCGAGCGGGCUCGCAUCGCGAUGGCUCAGCACGCCGAUGGAGGUGCAGAAGGCGAUCGAGGCGAGGAGGCUGCUGCCAUGCGCCAGCUGGAAGGGACCGACGUCGCGGGGGAGCGGGCCCAGGAGCUGCUGCAGGAACGCGCGGUGGCUGCGCAGGGCCGCCGCCACAGCAGUGCCCACAGGCCAGCGCAGGAGGUGCUCGCCUCGCGGGCCAUCGAGAAGGUCGGGAGCCCAGGCCGAGGGCGCUCGAGCCACGGGCACUCGAGCUUCGAGCGCGAGCUGCUCGCGAGGCUCGGUGGAGGUCGUGGCCGCCGCGGGAGCCCGCCGCGCGACGACGACGAGUCGGGUGCGAGCAGGGAGUCGGACGACGAUGUACUUGGGGAUCGCCGCGAGGGCCGAGUGAAGCACGACCACUUCAUCGACUACGCGAGGCGCAAGCCGGGUCGCCUCUUGAAGUCGGGGCUCGAGGCACUCGCCAAGCAGUUCCCAGCGGGUGCCCCAGGCGGCGAGCUUCCUGCCUGCUGCCGGGCCUUCCUGGACACGGUGUUCUUCGUCGAGCACCCGCCGAAGAGUCUGGGGGCGCACGAGGUGAGGCUGCUGCGUGCCCUCGCGACCAUUCUCGACAUGGGCUUGUCGGGGUCCACGGUCAAGGCGCUCGAUGUCGCGACGCAGGAGUUCAAGGCCCGCACCGCGGCGAUCAAGGGCGGCGACUGGUACACGGCGAAGUGGAUGGCCCUCAUCCCUACCGACGCUCAGCCCAGCGCCGCCUCUCGCGACGAGGAGGUGGCAGCGCGUCGGGUGGCCCACGCGGAGUUGAAGCGCGAGGAGCUCCGCGAGAAGCUGCUCCUGGAGCACGCGCUUAGCGUUGUCUACGCGUGCCGUGCAGACCCAGGUGCAUUCGGGUCGCACCUCCGUCGCGUGGGUUCGGCGCAGCCAGAUCCGCGGGCAGCGCGUCGUCGUGACCUCCCCCCGCUGCCUCUGCCGGUGCAGAGCUCACUCCUAGCGACGGAGGCCCUCAUCAAGCGCGGAGAACCGCUUCGUGACCGGGGGGCUCUCGUGGACAAGGGCUGCCAGGAGGCCAUCGGGUGGGCCAUCAUUGCUGGGCUCAACUUUGAAGCAGAGGGGCGCCCGGCAGGCGCGCCUCGGGCCUGGCCUCAAAUCGCGUCUCAGGCGCAGCAGGUGGCGCUUGCCAAUAUCAGCUGCGCGGCCGCCUACUUCGCGAAGGACGCGCUGGAGCCGCUGAGCGACCUGGACGUCGACAAGCUGAUCAAGACAAAGGGGAUCGGCUACAGCGGGCAGGAGGUUGAGCGCGGGGGGCCUCUGGUGAUGGGCGAGCUACUACCAGGGCUGGCCAAGUCGGGGUUGGCAGGUUCCGUGCAGGCCUUGGAUCUCGCGGCUCCGCAUGUGCAGGAGUGGUUGUUGGACCCCACGCUGCUCCUCAAGCCUCAGGACGAAUGGCCAGAGGAGGUCCCGAAGGCCAGCGUGCAGGUGGCAAGCGACGAUGAGUGGUACGCCAGGUGCAAGCACUUGGUGGAGGCAGGCAUGUUCGAGCCUGUCGAGGACCAGGAGAUCUUCCAGGUCGGGGGGAAGCAGGUGCUUGCGGGGGCCUUUGCAGUUGCGACGUCGGGGACCCCGACCCCGCCCUUCACGAGGGUCACCAGGCUCAUCAUCAACAUGGUGCCGCAGAAUGCCUACCAACGGAUUGCUGAGACCGACCUGGACACGCUGACCCCCAGCUCGACGUGGGCGUCCAUCGUCGUGCCCGAUGGCCAGGCCUUGUUGUGGUCGUCAGACGACCAGUCGGGGGCGUUUCAUCUGUACGCGCUACCGAGGGCCUGGCGGGGGUACAUGGCGUUGCGCAAACCGGUGCCUGGGUCGCUGGUGGGGCGGCCGCAGCUCAAGUGGGUCAAGAUGGCGGUCGCGGUGAUCCCGAUGGGCUGGCUGUCUGCUGUGAGCCUGUUCCAGCACCUGCAUCGGCGGCUAGGCAUCGGUGAUGGGCCUCACAGCGCGGGGUUCGACAAGAAGGUGGAGUGGCGGCGUGACCGCCCGCUGCCGCUUGUGCCUCAAGCCAAGGCCCAGGCGUGGGCGCAGUACUACCUGGACGAUUUCGAUUCCCCCGAGAUCGUGCCCGAGAGCGUCGCCACCCUCAUCGAGGGGACCAUCAGCGACUUUCAGGAGCGCCAGCGGAGGGCGUACUCCUCUGCCCGCGUCCCCUGGUCGGACAAGAAGGCGGUGUGUCGCCAGCGUCGCCUCGUCAGGAUGGGCGCCCUCGUGGACGGGGACGCCGGCCGCGUGGGGGUCACGAUUGACAACCUGAUGAGCGUCGGGCAGAUGAUCAUGUGGCUGCUUGCUGGCAAGGAGAAGGUGACCGCCAAGGCCUGCCUCAUGGUGCUGGGGCGGCUGGCCCGAGCGUUUGAGUUUCGCAGGCCGCUCUUCGCGACGCUCAACGAGGUAUGGAUCAUCCCCGAGCUGCGGGGCGCUUCAGAGCAGGGGGGGAGCGCCCUGCAGCAGGUCGUUCGCCUGCCCGAGGGGGCGCGCACCGAGCUGCUGGCCGCCCUGUGCCUGCUGCCGAUGGCGUUCACCAGCAUCCGCGCGACCUUCGACCCCGUCGUCCUCGCCACCGACGCCAGCGGGGAAGGCGGCGGGCUGUGCUACUCGACGGGCCCCACCAAGCAUGGAGCGGAGGUGGCGGGCGCCGACCCUGGUGAGGAGGGGCUCGCCUUCUUGCCUCGGGGCGCUAUGUCAUCGGCGGUGCCGCCGGAGCUGCUGCCUCGAGGGGUGCCCUUGCCGACAGUGGCGCUCUUCGACUUCUUCGGUGGGAUCGGCGCGGCGAUGGUGGCCUCGUCGCGGUGCCCCUGCAGGGUCGUCAUGUACGCUUCCUCGGAGAUAGACAAGGGGGCAAAGAGGUGCGUCAGGCAGCGAUGGCCAGGGGUGAUCGAGCUGGGGGACAUCACCAAGCUCGCCCCAGAAUCGUUGGAGAAGGUCGUCCGCUCUGCAGCUGAGGUGGCGAGCUGCGCGAUUGCAGGUGGUGGCUCACCGUGUAUUGACGCGAGCGGGCUCAAUGCAGCUGGCAAGGGGAUCACUGGUGCGAAAAGCGGGCUGUUCUUCGAGCUGCCCAAGGCCUUCAAAACCAUCGAGCGGGUCUUCGGCAAGCGGCGCACCAAGUGGUUCGUCGAGAACGUGGCGGGCAUGCCGCAGGACGACAUUGCGAUGGUCACCGAGGUGCUUGGCGUCAAGCCGUACCGCAUCGAGGCCAUGGAUGUGGGUGCGGUGCGUAGGCCGCGCCUGUACUGGCUCUCCUGGCAGCUGCAGGCCCGCGAGGAUGUGAUUGAGAUCCAGGAGGCUGAGUUCUACCACAAGGUGAAGCUCCAUGUCGCUGCUGAGGCCGUCCCAGUCUGGGCUGAAGACGGUUGGAGCCUGCUUGACCCUAGUCACGUGCUGCCGACCUUCGCUAAGCUGUACAAGAGGAGCUCCCCCCCAGCUCCGGUCGCAGGGAUCAAGACGGCCAGCGACAUCGCGAUCGAACGAUGGACAGCCUCCAGCUAUGUGACGCAGGUGUACAAUUUUGAGGAUCAGAACCUUCUCCGGAACGCGGCCAGGGACAAGUGGCGCAUCCCCUCUGCUGAUGAGCGCGAGACGCUGAUGGGCUUUGAUCGCGGAUGCACUCGCGCUGCUGUGAAGGACUCUGUGCCUGGAGUUGAGGCAGAAAUCAUCAGGUCGUCGCUCAUCGGGAACUCGUUCUCUGUGCAGGUCGUGUCAUACUUGUUUGCGCAGCUCCUGGCUCGAGAGGCUGGCCGUGCGGCCCCCGACAUCGCGCCGCUGCUCCGCACGGGGGCGGCGCCGCCAUCGUGGGGCCAGGAGCCCGAGUUUGGGGGCGCCGAGGUUAGCGAUCCUGACCUCGAGAGGCGGCUGGUGUUCAAGUACCUGCGGAUCGCCAGCAGAGGAGGUGCAGACGUCAGACUGGACCUGCAGGCCCCCUUUCGUGCCAAGGCCUGGCCGCGCUCCGGGCUGCAGUCCAACCUGUGGACGCGGUCCAUUGGGCGCGGCUUCCCGUGGAGGCAGGAGGCGCACAUCAACGAGCUGGAGGUGGGCGCGGCUGUGAAUGCGGUCAAGCGGCGUGCCCGAACGACGGCUCGGUUCGGGACCCGCUACCUCCACCUCCUCGACUCGCAGGUGGCGGCCAGCGUGCUCGCCAAGGGGCGGUCCAGCGCCAGGGGGCUGCGGGGCUGGAUGCGGGCGCACGCGUCGUACCUCGUCGCCUGUGGCAGCUACCCGCUGUGCGCGUACGUCGACACGGACGACAACCCAGCGGAUGUGCCGUCGCGCUGGUUUGACAUGGGCUGCCAGGGGCCGCGGCUCAAGCGGGCCGUGGACGCCAAGCGGCUCAGGCGUAGCAGGCCGCUUCAGGAUGGACGAAUUGCUGCAGUCACCCGGCAGCGCUAUGAACAGGCGCGACAACACUUGCGAGUUUUUUUCAACGAGCAGCAGCUGCGCCCAAAGACCGUGCGGGAUGUUGACCAAGGCGUUGCCCUGUACAUCGAGCACGUAUGGCGCACGGGCGGCUCACUACUUGCUGUGAACAAUGUGCUCGCUGCUGUGCCAUUUUUCAGCCCGUGGCUGUCGGGCAAGCUGAAGCAGAGUUGGAAGCCCCAGAAAACUUGGCUUAUGUUGGAGCCCAACGCCCGUGCCAUGCCGAUGCCGCCGCUGCUCGCCCUCGCCUUUGCAGGAGCCUUCUGCUGGUGGGGCUUGCCGCGGGCGGGCGCCUUGCUCGCCGUCGGCUACGCGGGGAUGCUGCGCAGUGGUGAGAUGCUGCAACUGAGGCGGAGGGACAUUCGCAUCUUUCAGCGGCGGGUGUCAGCGAUCGUGGCGCUCCGCAACACUAAGACGGGGCAGCGCGACGGCAGGCUUGAGCUCGUCAUGAUCCGCCCCAGGGUCGCGGUGAAGCUGCUGGCGCAGCAUGUGCAAGAGCUACCGCCCGACGAGCUCAUCCUGAACAUCGAGAGGGGUGAGUUCAUGCGGCUCUUCAGGCGCGUGGUGGUCGCGCUGGGCCUAACAGACGAGAGGGUGGCCUUGUGCUCGUUUCGACGCGGAGGCGCCGCGCAUGACUUUUUGGAGCAUGGCAGUCUCGAGCUGACCCUGCUGAGAGGGAGGUGGGCGAGCGCGCGGUCUGCACGGGUUUGCGUGCAGGACGCGGUGGCCGCGCUGGCCGAGCUGCAGCUGUCGGACCUGCAGCUUGCGGAUGCCCGCGCGCUCGCCUCCCAUGUCUGA
This is a messenger RNA of Prorocentrum cordatum, 5625 nucleotides long. NCBI's taxonomy places the organism in Eukaryota, Dinophyceae, Prorocentrales, Prorocentraceae. The record is from the annotation of a GenBank genome assembly.